GAAGGGCGUAAAAUUUUAGAUCCUGAAAAGCACAGCUUGCUUGCAAAUGUUCCUUCCUGACGGACCAACUCGUGUUCGCCGCUGACCCGUGACCCGUCCAUCCAGCCUUUGUCUUUCAGCGACACGACCACGACUCAAAAACACGCAUCUUUACGACGCAUCACCCACCGUGCCUUUCCCUCGUGCUUUUCAUAGCCUUGCAGUACUUUUAAUAUGAGGUCUUCACGUCCUGCUCCCCAGACCCAGCGCCAGCACCAAUCAGCAUCUCGUCGCAACGACUAUCCACCCUCACUAUCUCUACCAUCUUUACCAGCACCAGGCGCGCGAUGCCUACCAAGUUUAACAUCUUUAGGUCGUGUAUUUAUGGCGCGGUCCUGUUGUGGACAAUCAUAUGUCUAGCCAUCGCGGCCCACUUCCAAAGCUUGCUGGUUACAGAUGACCUCACUCGCUUCGUUCCUUUCUCUCUAUUCGUGUGCAGCGCCAGUCUGCUUAUCAUUGUCAUACUACUUACAGUCGGUAUAAAGCCAGACAGAAAUCCAAUAUCCACCAGAAUUGAGCUUGGCUGUCUUGGUCUGCUUGGGACUUUCUGGAUAGCCCUCGGAGGGUUUUUAGCAGGCUCAGACUCUGCGGAGUCGGACGUAGAGUGCUUUGCUUCAGAUACACUCGCAGACCCUAUCCAAUACCCAGGCUUCUCGACAGAAACAUAUCAAGCACAGUACCGAGUGCUCGAGGCGUUCUCGCUCUUCAAUGCCAUACUAAUCUGGGGAUUCUUCCUGCUCCUAUUGGUACUCGCGGUCCGACAUUACCGCAACGUCAACAGGAGAGUGUGGUACACUUCUGUCACAGCAUAUCCUUGGUUUGGCAAGGGCUCACAGCUGCCUGGUCCUGCCACUCGCCGGUCGAGGUCAAAGUCGAGAGGUAGAGCCUACGACGAAAAGAAUGUUUCGGGCCCAAACCGCUACCCAUCUACACGGCGCGGUCACGGUGACGCCUCGUACGUUGUUUGGCAACCUGAACGACAGGGACACAAAGUGCCUGCAAGAGCACAUACUGUUGAUAAGUACAAGAGAAAUGCAUCACCCCGGCGGUGACGGUUCGUCCGGCAUGACCACCACCUGACUCAGUGAGUCUAUAUACAGUAUCUUAUCUUUAUUAGAGGGGUUUUUAUUGUGGGUCAAACUUGGGGAGAAAAAAGAAGAAAAGACGAAGUCGUGUUUGUAACUGUACUUUUACGAUUAUACGCUGUACGAACGCACGUUGUAGCGCUCAGAUGACUUAUAGAUUAUAGAAAUGUUUUGGAGCCUCUGUUGACACGUGACUU
Molecule: messenger RNA, 1321 nt
Organism: Serpula lacrymans var. lacrymans S7.9
Lineage: Eukaryota; Fungi; Basidiomycota; Agaricomycetes; Boletales; Serpulaceae
Exons: 7
Coding region: 327-1091 (254 amino acids)
Source: RefSeq, a predicted model, not a curated record